AUGAGAGAAAUUGUGCAUCUACAAGCUGGUCAGUGUGGAAACCAGAUUGGUGCUAAGUUUUGGGAGGUGAUUAGUGACGAGCAUGGUAUCGACCCAACUGGCACAUACCAUGGUGACAGUGAAUUACAAUUGGAUAGGAUCAAUGUUUACUACAAUGAAGCUUCAGGUAAGAUACAAUACAUAUUUGAAAUGGUUUGUGGUGGAAAAUAUGUUCCCCGGGCUAUAUUGGUUGAUCUAGAGCCAGGCACAAUGGAUUCUGUGCGGUCUGGACCUUUUGGCCAGGUCUUUAGACCAGACAACUUUGUUUUUGGGCAGAGUGGUGCAGGUAACAAUUGGGCUAAAGGUCACUACACUGAAGGUGCAGAGCUGGUGGACUCUGUCUUGGAUGUGGUGAGGAAGGAGGCUGAGAGCUGUGACUGCCUCCAGGGUUUCCAGCUUACACACUCUCUGGGUGGCGGCACUGGCUCGGGCAUGGGCACUCUUCUCAUCAGCAAAAUCCGGGAAGAGUACCCAGAUCGCAUUAUGAACACCUUCAGCGUGGUGCCUUCCCCAAAAGUAUCCGACACUGUGGUUGAGCCCUACAACGCUACGCUAUCGGUCCACCAGCUUGUAGAGAACACAGAUGAGACCUACUGCAUCGACAACGAGGCGCUGUACGAUAUCUGCUUCCGCACCCUGAAGCUCACCACUCCCUCGUACGGCGACCUCAACCACCUUGUGUCGGUCACCAUGAGCGGUGUCACCACCUGCCUCAGGUUCCCUGGACAGCUAAACGCCGACCUGCGUAAACUGGCUGUCAACAUGGUGCCUUUCCCCCGUCUGCACUUCUUCAUGCCUGGCUUCGCCCCACUUACAAGCAGAGGUAGCCAGCAGUACAGGGCCCUCUCUGUGCCGGAGCUCACUCAGCAGAUGUUUGAUGCUAAAAACAUGAUGGCCGCCUGUGACCCACGCCAAGGCCGCUACCUCACCGUAGCCGCCAUCUUCCGUGGCCGCAUGUCCAUGAAGGAGGUGGAUGAGCAGAUGCUUAAUGUCCAGAACAAGAAUAGCAGUUACUUCGUGGAAUGGAUCCCCAACAACGUCAAGACCGCUGUGUGCGACAUUGCUCCUCGUGGUCUCAAGAUGGCUGCUACAUUUAUUGGCAACACUACAGCAAUCCAAGAGCUGUUCAAGCGCAUCUCUGAGCAAUUCACAGCAAUGUUCAGGCGUAAAGCUUUUCUUCAUUGGUACACCGGUGAAGGCAUGGAUGAGAUGGAGUUCACUGAGGCUGAGAGCAACAUGAAUGACCUGGUGUCAGAGUACCAGCAAUACCAGGAUGCCACUGCUGAGGAUGAGGGAGAAUAUGGUGAGGAUGACGAUGAAGAUAUUGCUUAA
Nerophis lumbriciformis (worm pipefish) is the source of this 1371-nucleotide messenger RNA. Lineage: Eukaryota; Metazoa; Chordata; Actinopteri; Syngnathiformes; Syngnathidae. The record is from RefSeq and is a predicted model, not a curated record.